This is a messenger RNA of Trichoderma virens Gv29-8, 1008 nucleotides long. RefSeq lists its product as uncharacterized. Gene Ontology annotation, cellular component: mitochondrion. Gene Ontology annotation, molecular function: GTP binding; GTPase activity. Bases 1 to 1008 code for a protein of 335 amino acids. The record is from RefSeq and is a predicted model, not a curated record. NCBI's taxonomy places the organism in Eukaryota, Fungi, Ascomycota, Sordariomycetes, Hypocreales, Hypocreaceae. The transcript has a single exon.
AUGGCACAGUUCGUCCCCCGCCGUUCAUUUGGCGUCCCUUCAUCAGUUCCAAAAUCCUACUUCCUGGGCCAUCACCACGCCGCUGUCAGUAAAUUGAAGACGGUUCUCUCAAGGAUAUCUCUCGUCAUUGAGUGCCGGGACUUUCGACUGCCUUUGUCAACUCACAAUCCCAUCCUUGAAAAGGCAGUCUCCGGCUGCCCAAAAAUCAUCGUAUAUACAAAACAUGAUCUAGGUAGCGAUAGUCCUGGCGCCCGGCAAUUGUUGCAGAAGCUGCAUGGUCGGCGCGCAUUGUUUUGGGACAAGAACCAUCCCUCAACCACAGCCUCGCUACUGAAACGACUCAAAGAGACUGCUUACGAAGUAGACUCAAUAACAGGGCUGUGUGCGCUGAUAGUGGGCAUGCCCAAUGUGGGUAAGAGUACGUUGCUAAACGCCCUUAGAAGCACUGGGACAACGGGCAGGACGACCAAAGUAGCCAAGACAGGUGACCAAGCAGGCGUAACCCGUAAGAUCGGAACAAGCGUUCGCGUGGUUGAACCGGAAGAGAGAGGGGGGGUUGGCGCUGGUGUAUAUGUGCUCGAUUCACCAGGAGUCUUUCUCCCGUAUGUCGAAGAUGGAGAGACGAUGAUCAAAAUCUCUCUUGUACAGGGUAUCAAGAAAGGCCUCAUACCAGAUGAGAUAUUGGCAGACUACUUGCUGUACAAGAUGAAUCUCUGGGAUCCCCACCUCUACCAUCGGUACUGCAGUCCAACAAACGAUAUUCACGAAUUCUUGCUUGCUGUGGCGAAGCGGGAUGGCAAGCUGAAGGCUGGUGGUGUCCCAGAUAUGGGAGAAUCUGCAGCCAGGGUAUUGUCCGAGUGGCGGAAGGGCAAACUGGGCAAAUAUGUAUUGGAUGACCUCUCUGACGAAGCCCUUCAACGUCAUGAGCUGAUGGCGGCCAGUCCCCCGGUAAGCCUCAACCAAGGGAAAAAAGCAUGGAAAGAGCAGAGGAAAGAAAACAAUGCAUAG